AUGUGGGAAUAUGUAAUAGCUAUUAGUUCUUGUCUUUUGAUUCUCAUUUGCAUAAUAAUUUCCUUUUUGAGAGUAAGUUAUUUAAUUUAAUUAGGUUUUCAAAAAAAAGAAAGUACAAUACUACAGUGACCCCGAUGAAAUGGCUAUUGAAUUAUAUUAAAAUAUGCUAAAAUAUGAUACAAAACAUUAAAUUGCUCUAAUAAUGAAUAAGAUUUAUAUAUUAGUUUUAAGAGAUGUUUAAAUUAUACUAUAUCAAUGUAAAUUUAUUGGCACAGCAAAUAGUUAAAUUGGGUUAGAAUGAUACUACUUUACCAAUAAUUUCAGAGAGAUUACGAAAUUCAUCAAAAGUAAUAGCUCUUCUGAAACUUAUGUAUCCAGAUGAGAUACCUGAAAAAUUUAAAUUGGUUGGAGAAAAAAUUUAUGAGGUAACUGUUAUAAUUCAUUAGAAUUUUACUAUCUUUAAGAUAUUAAUUUAAUGGUGUGAAUAAAAUGAAAUUAAAAUAAAGAACUCUAAAGGAUGGAUGAAUAGUUAGUUAGACAUUAAUUUAAUUAAUUCAAUAAGGGCUUAUUCGGAAUAUAUUAAUAAUGAACUUGGAAUUUACUUUAAACCAAAGUGA
Paramecium octaurelia is the source of this 617-nucleotide messenger RNA. The record is from the annotation of a GenBank genome assembly. NCBI's taxonomy places the organism in Eukaryota, Ciliophora, Oligohymenophorea, Peniculida, Parameciidae.